GUCUCCACCGGCGCGCAUUCCCAGCUCGAACUAAAAAUGUUUCUCUUAGAGCUGCUCCUCGCAGCGACGGUAGCUUUGGCGAUAAGUCCUUCGGCAGCCGAUAGUAGUUUGGAAGAUUUUUGCAAUGGAAUAAAUGCCGGCAUCUUCCCGCAUCCGGAUCCACACAAAUGUUACAAGUUCAUCUCUUGUGUGUUCGAGCAGCCGACCGUCUAUGAGUGCGAUGAAGGUUUCGUGUUCAAUGUGCAUCACUCGGAGUGCGUUCCCGGUCAAUGGGAACACUGCGAACGAAAUCACGAACUGGAGGAGCUCUGCUCCGAGGUGUCGUAUGGUGUGUUCGAAUAUCGCUGGGACUGUGCGAAGUUCGUGUUCUGCCAGCGUGGCAACGCUUCGGUUUUCGAGUGCUUACAGGCGGAAAUUUGGUCCCAAGAGCGGGGAACUUGUGUGGCUGGUGAUAGAGAGACCUGUCGACCGAAGGACUCACACUGCGUUGGAAAGCCAGAUGGACCAGUUGCGCUUCCGGGCAGCUGUCAGUCAUACAUUGAGUGCCGUAAUGAACAAGGUAGCAUUGUGGAGUGCCCGCGAGGUUAUAUUUUCGUUGGCACAGGAUGCGUAGUGGGGAGCGUUCGAACGUGUGAAUCAUUGGAGCACUUGUGCAGAGCUAAUUCCAGCGUGUCUAAACAUCCACAUCCGGAUUUUUGUGAUUUGUACAUCACGUGCGAUAGAGGCCAGUCAAACGUGCAUUCCUGCCCAGUUGGAGAGAUUCUUCGGCCAGAUAUGCAAGUGUGUGUUCCUGGCAAUUCGAACAAUUGUACGUAUACAUCUGUCGAAGGAAUGUGUGACGGAAGACAGGGCCCUGUUGUUUAUCCCCAUCCGCAAAGAUGUGAUCAAUACGUUCGUUGUGAACAAGACGAUCUGUACGUGAACACUUGUCCGCCGGACACAAUCGUUCAACCCGUAACACUCCAAUGCGUUCCAGGAAUUCAAGAAACCUGCACCUUCUUCGAUGACCUAUGCUUAGCGCAGCCUAACGCAAUCAUUCCUCAUCCGUCAAGAUGUGAUCGGUUCAUCGAGUGUCAAUCUGGACGGGCAUCGAUAUCCGCCUGUCCUGAGGGACAUGUUUUCGUGAAUUCAACAUCGAGUUGUGUUCCUGGCAACACCGUAACCUGCACCAGAUUGGAUCAGCAAUGCACUGGCAGAGAAGAUUCGAACCUGCCGCAUCCAAACGGGUGCCACUUAUUCGUUAGUUGUCGCAAUGGUGUCACAUCCGUACAAAGUUGUCCCGAGGGGGAAAUUCUGCGCCCGGAUAUGCAAGUUUGUGCCCCUGGCAACAGAGAAACUUGUCAGUUUACGCCGAUAAAUGGGAUGUGUAAUAAUCGGCCGGGGCCGGUGGUGUAUCCGCAUCCGGUUAAUUGUACUCUAUUGGUCAGAUGUGAGCAAGGUCAAAUAAGCAUUGAGUCAUGCGGAGAGGGAACCGUUUUACAGCCAAGGACGUUAGAAUGCGUCGCCGGAAACCAGAAUACCUGCCAGCUUUACAUCGACCGUUGCGUGGGACAAGAGGACGGUACCAUACCUCAUCCAUCGGAGUGUCAUCUGAGGCUACGCUGCCGUUCAGGCUCAGCAUCAGUAGAAUCGUGUCCUCGAGGAACCAUUUACAACACCGCCGGUCGAUGUGUUUUAGGUGAUAGAGAGACCUGUGAGUCUUUGGAACAAGUCUGCGCUACAAUUCCCAACAAACUGAUCGAGCAUCCCAAUUUCUGCGAUCUGUCCAUCGAAUGCCGUGAUGGGACCACCUCCAUGCGAACCUGUGCUGCUGGGUUGAUCUUCCAUCGUAACAUGCAAGUUUGCAGCCCGGGAGACGUGAACAUCUGUCGAUUGGAGGAGGUGAACGAAAUGUGCGCAGGGCGAAACCAGGGCAGAUUUCCACUGCCAGAUCAGUCGGAGUGUAUCGACUAUGUGACCUGCUCAAAUGGGCUUCCAACGGUGAAUUCCUGUCGUGAUGGUACCGUGUUACGUCCAAGAUUUCUGGAUUGUGUUCCGGGCAGACAGGCCACGUGCGAGUUCUUCCCCCACAUUUGCCUCUUCCGACCCAAUGAGAACAUUCCCCAUCCGAUCCGAUGCGAUCUGUUUGUGGAGUGUAUAUCGGAGAUGCCACACGUGGUUUCCUGCCCGGAAGGGAUGAUUUACUCGCCCGAGAUGGAUGUUUGCUUGCCAGGCGAUUCCGAGACCUGCGAGUUCCACAAUAGAAGACAAUAAAUGAA
Molecule: messenger RNA, 2258 nt
Organism: Toxorhynchites rutilus septentrionalis
Lineage: Eukaryota; Metazoa; Arthropoda; Insecta; Diptera; Culicidae
Exons: 1
Coding region: 37-2253 (738 amino acids)
Cellular component (GO): extracellular region
Molecular function (GO): chitin binding
Source: RefSeq, a predicted model, not a curated record